Hermetia illucens (black soldier fly) is the source of this 1045-nucleotide messenger RNA. RefSeq lists its product as uncharacterized. Bases 328 to 942 code for a protein of 204 amino acids. Lineage: Eukaryota; Metazoa; Arthropoda; Insecta; Diptera; Stratiomyidae. The transcript is spliced from 2 exons. The record is from RefSeq and is a predicted model, not a curated record.
UAAUUGAUGUGAUAGUUGAUGUCAAACCAUUGUGUUUGUGUGUCAUGUUUGGUAACCGAUGCAAACGGGAUGUCAAAAAUGAUGUCAAACUUGUGACUGGAAAAGUCAUCCUCACCAAUCAACCAUUUUAGUUUUCCGAAAUCAAUGUUUAGCUGUCAUCAAAAAGUUGUAUUUUCGUCGUUUAAAUUUUGAAAAAUACAAAACAAGGAAACAUUCGAAUCCAACAAUCUUUUUCAAAUAAAAAAAAAACAUUCAGAUAAACAGGAAAAUGUGAUCUAGAUUGAAGAAAAGAAUUUCAAAAUUGAAGGGUCCUGUCUACGUGCGGUUAUGUCCAUGCGACAUUUGAUAUUUGCGUUACUGUACUCAACGAUAUUCUUUCUGGGUACUCUGAGUUUCGUCCUUGCCACGAUUUUCCUGAGAAGAUGGGAAGGGUCUACGUAUCUUUGCUUUGGUGACUGUACAGUACAGAUAAGCAUGCAUGAAAGCGCACGCAAAGUCCUUCAAAAUUGCAUAGCAUUUGGACUUUUACCCAUAAUUUUUGUGGCAAUUUGGUUGGGGUUUGUGCGUUUAUUUCACAUUAUGGGACACCAGAUAUUGCCUCAUUCAGAAUCUAGAGUGGGGGUUGACAUGUGCUGCUACGAUGACGUUCUGAUGGAAAUCAUAGCAGACGUACUCAGCGCGUUUUAUAAUGUGAUAUAUGCAGCAGUCAUAACAACAGCUUACCAAGCAGCUCAUCACCGGAGAGGUAUUUACGGAGCUCUAGCCCAGAAGCAAACAAGGAGUGAGCAUACAGGUGGUCGCAUUAUGGCAAUCUUAGUUGGCAUCAUCUUCAUGCAAUAUGUCUCGUCACUUUUAUGGUGUUUGGCUAUUGGGUUAAAUGUGCACCUUCGUGAAAAAUAUAGGAUGGCUACUCUCCAACAUCAGAUGACGACCUCUGGCUAGAUAUAUUCCUUAAUAUAAAGUUUUACAGUAACACCCAAAUCUAAUUUGGUUUUAGAUUAGGCUCUAAAAUUUCAAAAUAAAAAAGAACGUUUUCAACAACGAA